CUCUUUCCUUGGCCCAUAAUGCCCCGCGAACGCGGCGCGUGGUGCAUCUGAGGCUCUGGCCGAGCAAGGGGCGCUCGUUCGGCUGCCUUUGUUGUGAGCGGCGUGGACAGCGCUAUGGCGGGUGCCCUGUUGGCUCGCUUGCUUUCGCCUGCAUCUGGGUCGGGAUGCGUUCUCAGAUGGAGUAGUUUUUGCACAGUGGAAAAAUGGUUUUCAAAAUGUAUGAGUACAGGUAACUAUCCAAAGAAGCCCAUGACAGCAUACUUGCGCUUUUAUAAAGACCAACACCCUAUUUUCAUGAAAAACAAUCCAGGUGUGAGUAUUACAGAUUUAACAAAAAAGAUAGCACUUGCUUGGAGGGAGCUACCAGCAUCCGAAAAAGAACCUUAUGAAGCAGCUGCAAAAGUUGACAGGCAAGAAUAUAAUGAACAGUUGGCCACAUAUAAAGCCCAACUCACUCCUGACCAGAAAUCAGCUUGGAUAGAGGAAAAGAAGAAGAAAAUGGAAAAAAGAAAAACCACAAAAAGAAAGAGGCAGCAGACUGUUCUUGGAAAACCUAAAAGACCUCGAUCUUCUUUCAACAUUUUUAUGUCUGAACAUUUCCAUGAAGCGAAAGGAGCCUCAAUUACGCAAAAGUUGAAAAAUAUGCAUGAAGAAUGGGAAAAAUUGCCUACUUCACAAAAGCAGAUAUAUCUACAGCUUGCAGAGGAUGAUAAAGUUCGUUAUGCAAAUGAAAUUAAGUUAUGGGAGCAUCAUAUGUUAGAAAUAGGAUGCAAAAAUUAUAUACGUUCCAAAAACAAGAACAGUCUGGUAGAAACAAUAGCUAUAAAAAAGACCUCAGAAAAGAGUUCUUUGGAAAGCCAGGUUGUCUCACCAGCAACAAACAAAAGUGUAAAGGCAUCUGAGGAAUGAACUCGAAAAUAAUUUUAUCCAGAAAAAGACUAUAUACGGGGAAAACCCCUGAGUAAAAGGCCGAACUUUUCUGAAAACUGUCAAACAAUUAGGAUAAGUCACAUUUUUGAAAAUGUAAGAAAUCCUUGAUCAUGAAAAAGGAAGUGUUUCUUUCAUAAUUAUGUAAAUAAGCAUUAUCUUAUAGUCAGGUCUUUCUUAAGACUGUGAUCUGUAUAAAAUCACUAUCUCUUGAAGUUUAUUAGAAAUUAAAUUGGAAUGUAAGCUGCAAGUCUAUUUAGUAUGUAAAUAAUGUGUGAAUUGCUGGAGAAAGCAUGUAUAUUUGCUAAUUUCAGUCUUGGAAUUUAAAACUACUGAUUCAAUAGUAUUUUUCAUUUACAUUUUGGUAUGCAUUUGCCAACAAUGUAUACUAUUUAUAUUGUAUAAAAUAAAGCAAAUUUGAUAAAA
Varanus komodoensis (Komodo dragon) is the source of this 1353-nucleotide messenger RNA. It is a transcript of the gene TFAM, whose product is annotated as transcription factor A, mitochondrial. Gene Ontology annotation, molecular function: transcription cis-regulatory region binding. Lineage: Eukaryota; Metazoa; Chordata; Lepidosauria; Squamata; Varanidae. The record is from RefSeq and is a predicted model, not a curated record. Bases 115 to 909 code for a protein of 264 amino acids. The transcript has 7 exons.